CCAUCCAAUUUCAGAUCCAUAGAGCACAACUGACCACCCAACCAUGUCUCUCAAUCUCCGCCAGAAGCAAACCGAAUGCAUCGCCAGGAUGCUGAACCUGAACCAGCCUAUAAACGCGUCAUCGACGACGGCGAACGAGGAGGUUUACAAGAUCCUGAUCUACGACAGGUUCUGCCAGAACAUCCUCUCUCCAUUGAUCCACGUCAAGGACCUCCGCAAGCACGGCGUCACCCUCUACUUCCUCAUCGACAAGGACCGCAACCCCGUCCACGACGUCCCUGCCGUCUAUUUCGUCCAACCAACUCCCAACAACAUCAACCGCAUCCUCUCCGACGCUUCCCGCUCCCUCUACCACUCCUUCCACCUCAACUUCUCAACCUCCAUCCCCCGCCCCCUCCUCGAAAACCUCGCAUCCGGCACCCUUGCCUCCGAUUCCAUCCAGCGGAUCUCCAAGGUCCACGAUCAGUACUUGGAAUUCAUCACUCUUGAGGACAAUUUGUUUUCCUUGGCAGAUAAGUCUUGUUUUGUUCAGCUUAAUGAUCCUUCUGCUGGGGACAGGGAGAUUGAGGGGAUUGUGGAGAAGGUUGUUAAUGGGCUCUUCUGUGUUCUUGCCACUUUGGCUAUUGUGCCAAUUAUUAGGUGCCCUAGGGGUGGACCAGCUGAGAUGGUUGCAUCUGCAUUGGAUCAGAGGCUAAGGGAUCAUUUGCUGUCCAAGAACAAUUUGUUUAGUGAGGCUGGGAAUUUUGUUAGCUCGUUUCAGAGGCCAGUGUUGUGUAUCUUCGAUAGGAACUUUGAGUUGGCGGUAGCAAUUCAGCAUGAUUUUAGGUACCGGCCACUGGUUCAUGAUGUGCUUGGGUUGAGGUUGAAUAGGUUGAAUGUCCAGGGGGAGAAGGGUGGGAUGAGGUCUUAUGAGUUGGAUAGUUCUGACCCCUUUUGGGCUGCAAAUGGGUCGCUGGAGUUUCCAGCGGUUGCGGAGGAGAUUGAGACUCAGCUGAAUAAGUAUAAGAAGGAUGUGGAUGAGGUGAACAAGAGGACUGGUGGGACACAUGGUGCGGAGUUCGAUGGGACAGACUUGAUUGGUAACACAAAGCAUUUGAUGAACGCAGUGAACUCGCUGCCUGAGCUGACAGAAAGGAAGCAGGUUAUUGAUAAGCAUACCAACAUUGCCACCACAUUGUUGAGUGAGAUUAAACAGAGAGCGCUCAAUAAUUAUGUGAAGACAGAGAAUGCAAUGAUGAGAGGGACCCUUGAAUGGAAAGACCUUCUUGGCGUGCUUAAGGGACCGGGCACCAAGAUGGAUAAGCUUCGUUUUGCCAUCUUGUAUCUUAUUUCCUCUGAAACCAUUAAUCAAUCAGAAGUGGACACUGUGGAGGCAGCACUAAGAGAGUCAGAGGUUGAUACUGCUGCUUUUCAGUAUGUGAAAAAGAUCAAGGCAUUAAACGCGUCCUUUGCAUCGGCAAACUCUGCCAGCAGAAGUAACAUUGUUGACUGGGCUGAGAAGCUCUAUGGACAGUCAAUUAGUGCAGUCACAGCUGGUGUUAAAAAUCUGUUAUCUGGUGACAAGCAGCUUGCAUUGGCAAGGGCAGUUGAAGCCUUGAUUGAAGGAAGGCCAAAUCCCGAAAUAGAUUCAUAUCUUAUAUUUGAUCCACGUGCUCCUAAGUCCGGUUCAGGAACAAGUAGCAGCCAUUUGAAGGGGCCCUUUAAGGAAGCAAUUGUAUUCAUGAUCGGUGGAGGUAAUUAUGUUGAAUAUUGCAGUCUGCAAGAGCUUUCACAACAACAGCAACCUCCUAAGCACAUUAUAUAUGGGGCAACAGAACUCCUGACUGGAGUGGACUUCGUAGAGCAACUUACAGUGUUGGGACAAAAGAUGGGUUUGGGUAACGUUGCUUCUACCUCCUCAGCCCAGUAGUUCAGACAUGACCGUAUUCACAUUUCGGUUUGCCAAUUUAUUCUUUGGUACACAAACAUUGUAGUGAGAUAGGGAAAUUGAAUAUGCUUUUGAUGAUCAAUGUCUAGAAAGGAUAAAGAGUUUUGUGCUUAUAUAUUGCCUCUUAGAUUAUAAAUCAAAGGGAGCUGCUGAUCUCUUAUAAUUUCCUGUAGUGUAGCCGUUUAAGUUUUUGUUCAUUGUAUUAAAAGGUUUUCAUUUAAAAGCAUGAUAUCUUGCCUAUAACACAAUCCUCAAUGCUUUCAUUUCCUGUGUAGUGAUGAUUGAAAAGGCUCGGUCAUUGAAUAUUAUUGAUGUACAACUAUUAUGAGUUUCUGCAAUUUGAAUCUUAUCAUUCUUUUAAACGUUCUUGUUUAAAUUUUUGUCAAC
Arachis ipaensis is the source of this 2314-nucleotide messenger RNA. Its product is annotated as SEC1 family transport protein SLY1. The record is from RefSeq and is a predicted model, not a curated record. NCBI's taxonomy places the organism in Eukaryota, Viridiplantae, Streptophyta, Magnoliopsida, Fabales, Fabaceae. Gene Ontology annotation, biological process: vesicle-mediated transport.